This is a messenger RNA of Marmota monax (woodchuck), 2655 nucleotides long. Its product is annotated as thyroid receptor-interacting protein 11-like. Gene Ontology annotation, biological process: Golgi organization; endoplasmic reticulum to Golgi vesicle-mediated transport. Lineage: Eukaryota; Metazoa; Chordata; Mammalia; Rodentia; Sciuridae. Gene Ontology annotation, molecular function: small GTPase binding. The record is from RefSeq and is a predicted model, not a curated record. Gene Ontology annotation, cellular component: Golgi apparatus.
AUGAGUCGCCGGUAUCGAGAGGAACUAAAUGACUCUGAAGAAAGAAUUAAAAAACUUGAAAAUCAGUUACAGCAAGGUGACUCAGGAGUAACAGUAACUGAUGAGUCUAAAAUCUGUGACUUGCAAAAAACGAUUCGGGUUCUACAAACUGAAAAACUAGAGUCUGCCAGGAAGAUCGAAGAACUUGAGGAUCAACUAAAAGAUAUAAAUGAACAAUUAUCUUUGGCACAAAAUGACACAGAGGUCUUGAAGAGAGAAAAAGAGCAGCUCAGUGUGGAAAAGCAACAAAUACUGGAACAGUGUGAAACCCUGAAGCUGGAAAGCAGUCAAUUGCAGCCUUCUGUGAUGGAGCAGAAAGAGGAGGAAAUUGGGAAUUUAUGGAAAACCAGUGAACAAAUAAAAGCCCAGUUGCAGGAAGACACACACAACACUCCAGCAGACAAUUCUGAUAGUUUUCAAAAAACAAAAGUUAAAAGUCUUCAUAUAGAAAACGGAAGUGAAAAACACGACCUGCGUAACCAUGAAACUGUAAAAGGAGAGAAAGGAAUCCAACAACAGGAACUUGAAAUUCAACUUGUAAAUGAAAAGACUAGGAUUUUAACCAACCAGAUUGAUCAGCUGUCUGAAGAUGAAGUUGGUCAACUCACUCAAGCUAUCCCGCAACAAGCUCUUCAGGCUAAAACUUAUUCAGGAAAACUUGAUAUGAUUCCACCCCAGCCCUUGGCUGCGUCAUCACAUACCUCCCAGUCAGCAGAGGUCCAAGAGCUGAGACAAUCACUGCAAGAAAAAGAGGCCACCAUUUGGAUGCUCCAGGAAAAUAACCACAGGUUGACUGAUGCAAUUGCUGCCACCACAGACAGAGAAAACAAAGAACAUGAAGAAAUGGAUUCUGAAAUUAAACAGCUAAAGGAUAAACAAGAUGUGUUAAAAACUUUACUGAAGGAGAAAGACCUCUUCAUCCAAGCCAAAAGUGAUCAGUUACUUUCUUCCAUUGAAAAGCUCACUGACAAAGUGAAUGAAAACGAGUUGUUGAGGCAAGCAAUAACCAACCUAAAAGAGAGGAUAUUAAUUUUAGAAAUGGUCAUUUCUCAACUCAAAGGGGAAAAUGAAAACAUGAUAGAAACAUCCCAAGAAAAGGAAAUGGAGUAUCAAGCAUUACAAGAGACCAACAUGAAGUUCUCUGUGAUCCUGCUAGAACAAGUGUACGAGUGCCAGUCCAUGAAGGGGCAAGCUCUUGCCUUUGAGCAGCUGUUACUAGAAAAAGAAGAUGGCAAGGCUGGGGACUUAAGUCCUUUAAAAGCACUUGAAUCCAUGCAGGAGAAGACCAUCCUAUUUCAGCAAGAGAGAGACCAAGUCACCUUGUCUCUAAAGCACCAACAGAUGGCAAACCAGACCUUAGAGCAAGAGGUUCAACACUUACGUGACAAAGAAUUACACUUAAAGCAGGAGGUACAAAGCCUGAGGAGCCAUCUUCUAGAAUCAGAAGAUUCUUACAGCUGGGAAAUUUGGGCUGCAGAGAAGAGAGAGAUGAACCUGAGAGAGAAAGUCACACUAUUGGAGGAAAAGCUGCUCUCCUCUUAUAAUGCAAGUCACCAAGCCAGUGUGCAGGUAGAGUCCCUGCAGAAACAGGUGCGUUUCCUCUCCCAAGAGAGGGAUGAGAAGGCACUGCAGCUUUCACUCUACCAGGAACAAGGAAAGCAGUAUGCCAUGUCACUUACUAACCUGCAAAAGGUUCUAGAGCAUUCCCAACAAGAAGAAAAAGCUAUGUAUUCCAUUGAAUUAGAAGAGGAAAGACAACGUACAACCGAAUGGAAGGAAAAGGCAGAAAAUCUAGAAAGAGAAGCAUUGUUAUUACAAGAACGCUUGGAUGAAGCCAACCUUGUGUUGGAUUCAGCAACCAGACUUACACAACAGUUCCAUCGAAAGGAAGAACAGAUUGAACAAAGUGAGCUUCCACGAGAAAUACUGGAUGAUGCACCAAAGAAAUGAAUGAACUCGGAAAAUGGCACAGAAGGAAAAGUGGACAAAGCCCUAAUGAGAAACCUGCUCAUUGGGCAUUUCCAGACACUGAAAAAUCAGUGUCCCAAAGUGUUAAGGUUAAUGGGAAGCAUCCUGGGCACUCAAAAGGAGGAAAUGGAGCAGUUGCUGAGUGGAGAUGAUGGUGGUGUUACUAAGUGGAUGAUGGGAUGGCUUGCAGGAGGAUCCCAAUGUGUCCCCAACACACCUUUGACACCAAAUGAGCAACCUGGGCUUAAUAGUUCUUUUUAAAAACUUUUUGUCCAAUUUCUGGAAACAGAAUCUCAUUCAUCCAUUCCAUCACCAAAACUUUCUGCUCGUGCCAUGAAGUGUCUAGACUCCAGAGGAAGGAGAAAGGAACGUGCCAAUGUACCAAGAAGUGUGACAGAUGCAGCAGAAUUCAGAGCUGGUAAAAGAGAGGCUGUGAAUCCAUUCUUGGCACCGCGUUCUGCGGCUGUGCCACUGAUUAGCCUAGAUGGACUUGGAACUGGUGGACCUGGGAAUCUCCUUUUGAAUCCCAUCGCAGACUUCAUGCCUACCUUUACACCACUGCCAGUGUCACCAGACAAUAGCGCGAGGGUUGUACUAAAGGACCUUUGAAAGCAAUUCAAACUGAUUCUCAAGCCAGGGAUGAGUUAG